This is a messenger RNA of Cercospora beticola, 702 nucleotides long. RefSeq lists its product as uncharacterized. NCBI's taxonomy places the organism in Eukaryota, Fungi, Ascomycota, Dothideomycetes, Mycosphaerellales, Mycosphaerellaceae. The record is from RefSeq and is a predicted model, not a curated record.
AUGGCAACCAUGCAGCGGCUCAGAGAAGAAGACGACACAGUCCUCCGUGGAUCCGAAGAUGAAGCACGCGCCCUCGAGGAAGGAACAGGCGCCGACGAAGUCGAAGACUCAGAAGAAGCACCUCUGCGCCAAAAUGCCAUCAUUCUCCCCCAAGAGCUGAUAGAUAUGAUCCUCGAAAAGCUCUUCGAUGAUGACCCGCACGCUCGACCCAGGAUUCGAAUCGAUUCCAACUUCCAAACUCCGCUGGCUCUCCGUCUCUGUCACUGGACCCGCGAGAAAUACGUUGCGAAAUACUACACCCGGAGCACCUUCAUCCUCUCAGCCCCCAAAACCCACACCAGCUUCUUCAAAUACUUCCACAGGCUUCCUUACGAAAGGACAUGGUGCUACAUCUACGAGUGGCGCGAAGAUGAAGACGGCUGUGAAGUUUCGAUAUCUCGCGAAAAGCGGUCGCAUCCUCGGCAUCGGCGAUACCUAUGCAAAUGGUUUCGAAGGGAGCCGAGCGGCUUUUACCGCGAGAAUGAACAGUGGAUCGGGAGGUUGCGCACUGUGAAGCAAUUUUAUCGCCGACGUGCCGAGGACUACGAGGUCUGGAGACGGUCUUUAGAGCCCACGAUUCUUGGAAUGCAAUCUGUGACUUCCAUGGUGUGCUUAUUACUUCCAUGCGUCGCUAUCGCGGUUCUGAUGAUACGAGAAAGCUGA